This is a messenger RNA of Spizellomyces punctatus DAOM BR117, 4114 nucleotides long. RefSeq lists its product as uncharacterized. The transcript is spliced from 15 exons. Gene Ontology annotation, molecular function: protein binding. Gene Ontology annotation, biological process: amino acid activation for nonribosomal peptide biosynthetic process. The record is from RefSeq and is a predicted model, not a curated record. NCBI's taxonomy places the organism in Eukaryota, Fungi, Chytridiomycota, Chytridiomycetes, Spizellomycetales, Spizellomycetaceae. Bases 1031 to 4114 code for a protein of 1027 amino acids.
ACAAUGUUCUCUUGACAAGCAGAUAAGUUGUUUUCCACAUACAGCGCCUUCACCUCAGCUGCUAGAGCCUUUGCUGACUUUUUCCCUCUGCCGCUGCGCUUUCCAUACUUGUCAGCUUCAGGAUGUUUCAAGUAAACUGACACCGAGGUUCCGUCCGUCGUGAUCGAGCCUUCAAAACACAUUCCACGACGAGAUCUAAAAGCCUUGUUCUGCAGAUUACAGACGCGCAACCAUAAAUCGACCUUUUCGACAGUUUCCGCUUCUCGUCGCGUGAUGCAAAGAAGGUGAGAGUAGAGGAUGAUGGUGUCGAUUCGCACGUGACUUUGAAUGAGCGAGCGACGAAGAGGUAUGGCGCUAAACCGUCGAAAUCCGUGAUGCUCAUAGAGUCGGGAGAGUUUGCAGUAUGCAGGAAAGAAGGCGAGAGGGUCUACAGCAACCGAAUAUGCGAGUGGCUGGUCGUCAGAAAGGGGAAUGCUAAGGGACCAAAUCUCUUCUAGAAGUUCACUCUCUUCAGCAGUCAAGUCAUCGAGCGACUCAGGCACGAUAUCAAAAAGGAAAAUUGACUUCAAGUAGCGAAGACGAGCAAAGAAAGCGUUUCGCGCAUCGCUUUUCAGUGGCAGUCGCUGCUUCUGUCUCUUCACAUCAAGCCGCAGAUUAAUGUACCGGAGCAGCAUCAUCAUGAAGUGUUCCUGGACAUUGACCUUCAGAUUCGUCAUCAUACUCGCUGUCAGAUAAUUGACUGAUUGCUGCUCUUUUUGUACAUUUGGAUGAACGAAGCCGACGAUGUUGCAGUACCGUUGGAUGUAUGGCAACAAGGAUUCGCGUAACGCCUUCUUCGCACCGGUUUUUGGUUGCCAUGAUUCACCUUUGUUGAGAAGAUAGAGGAUGGCUUCAAUUGUCUCUUGAUUUACUGUGGGAAAGAAGACGCUGCCGGUAGGUCUCAUUAGGCAAGAAAGCCUUUCCAAAGGACGUUUUGUUACAGGUAUGUAAGGUGGGUUUGUCGAGUUUUUCGAGUUUUAAGGAAAAGCAUAUGACUCUUUAUGCAAAAAUAUUAACAAAUGCGGGAAUAUGUCCGAAUAAUGUAGCGGUUAUUGCGGAAGAAGAGACUACUGGCGAUGCACAUCAGCGGCUUGUCAAGCUUACCUACCGGGAUGUUGUCUCACAAGUUGAACAAUUAUCGUUAGAAUUCAAGCGGUUUGGGAUUCAACGCUUCAGCUAUGUCGCAACGAUAAUGAGCAGCUCCUACUCACUUGUCAUCACGCUAUUAAGUCUUUUCCAGCUGGGUGCUACGUAUUUCCCUUUAUCUGCACACACUCGCUCGCUAAUUCAUAGCGCGGCUACGAUACAACGGAUGCCCAAGUUACGAUAUGUACUAUGUAAACGUUCCACGGCGGAAAGGGUCCCCAAGGAAAUCGAGCGAGUACGCAUUGAAAACGUCUUCUCACUUCCUGGAUACUGCCUUUUGGUGCGAGAUGAAGUGAUCAAAGACCAUGAGGAAGCCUUUGAGUCAGUAAAUCUCGCCUACAUCAUCCAAACUUCCGGAACUACCAGGAAUGGAAGAGGCAUGCCAGUUCGGGUGCCACAUAAGUGUAUUGCCGGAAAUAUAACCGCCAUAGGCAAGCGUCUAAACGGAAACUCUACUCCUAUUGUGACCUUGCAAGUUUCCGCCCCGACGUUUGACCCAUCUUUGGUAGAAAUGCUACUUCCCUUAACCACGAAAGGCACCAUUGUCAUUCCUCUCCACGACACACUCUUGAAUCCGCCAAUGCUGUUCGAUAUGAUUCGAAGAACUGCAGUGACCCAUCUGUUCAUGACUCCGUCGCUAUUCAUGCAAUUUGAUUCGGCAGACCAAUCAAAAUUGCUGGCGGCUGAGACGACUGUCCGCGACAUCAUUCUUGGGGGAGAGCCAUUCCCAAUUAGUUUAGUGAACGAGCGAAGAUCUUCACUGGUGAAUUUGUGGAAUAUAUAUGGCACUACGGAGUGCUCCGUCUGGGCGACUUUACAAAAGGUCGAUAAAACGCCGGUCAGCAUUGGAGAGGCUUUAGACGAUACAGAAAUAUGUGUGCCAAACAUGCAGAGGAACACUGGCGAAUUAUGGAUUGGAGGACCGAAGCGGAUAUGUUAUGUAGGAGACGAAGUCAAAGGGGAAAGCCUUAGGCCUACUGGUGACCUUGUUCACAUUGAUUCUCUUACGAAUGUAAUGACCUAUAUGGGGCGAACGAGCAAUUCAAUUAAACGGCUAGGUUACCGAAUAAAUCUGGAAGUUAUUGCAGGAGCGAUUGAUGUUGUUCCGGGGGUAGUUCGCAGCGAGGCCAUCUAUGUGGACCGUACCCGGAGCUUUUGUCCUACUACUCUUGUAGCAUUUGUGGUAGCCCAGUGCAGAGACCGGAACCCAGUGCAAUUGAGACAUGCUAUUGGCCAGCUGCUCGAAAAAACCCUUCCUUUCUAUGCGCGACCGGAUUAUGUAUUUUUUAUAGAUGACAUUCCCAUGACCCACCAUGGCAAGACGGAUAGGACUGCUCUUUUGAGGAUCUGGGAGGACAGAAGGAGGGUAGUUCACGAGUCUGGUCCAAGUCAAUCAUUGUCCAGGACCGAUGUAGAGCGUCACGUACUCACCACACUAGCAAACCAAGUACCCUCGAGCCCUCAAGGUCGCGAUUGGUGGUUUUUGUCCGAAGGAGGAACUAGUAUUGAUGCAGCAAAAGUCACUGAGGACCUACUUCGCUGGAUAGCACUAUCAGCAGCAAAGAGAAAUAAGCCCGAUGUGGAGCUGGACAUGAUUCGUCCAAUCCUCCUUACUCGCAUUCUCCACAAUGCGGCCAGCGAGGUGGUAGCAUAUGUUACUCAACUGCUGAAUUCUGACGAACCUCUGUCAUCCACCGUUCGAAAACGAUCUCGCCCUUCUUCUGUAGGGGAUUCAAUCACCUCAUGCAGACAGCGUCAGUGUCUGGAUGAGAGCGAAGAUCGCGCUGGCAUUCUCAUCGUACGUCGUACAAUGGAGGCUACAACACGCUCUCAUGAACAUCAUGAUCGACAUCGAGAACUCCAGAAAAAACUCAAGCUUAGAGUUCAGUGGAAGGUCAAUCUAGAGAAAUGCGUGGAUGCCUCCCCAGUUUUACUGAUCAAAGCCGAGGAUGAGCGGCAGGUUCUCAUGACUUAUAUCGGUUCCCAUGCCGGUAUUUUCAGUGCGAUCGACGUGCUCACCGGAACAUUGAUUUGGCAAGCGCAAAUACGAGGCAGGAUUGAGAGUAGUGCGUGCGUCACACGUGAUGGAAAGGUGGUUGUUGUCGGGUCCUACGAUUUCCGAGUGUAUGCUUUCAGUACGACGUCAGGAGCCAUUAUCGGGACUUAUGCCACGGACGGUGAAGUCAAGAGUUCGCCUGUAACUGAUAAAUGGAACCAUAUUUGGGUUGGGUCUCAUGAUGGCAACGUGUAUUGUCUUCAAGUCAGUCCAGAGUCUGAUGGACUAGUUUGUUUGUGGAAAUAUAGUAUGGAUGCAGGUGUAUUUGCGUCCUGUGUAGCCGACGACGCCAGAAGCCGAAUAUUCGCAUGCGCGCUUGGAGGCAAACUUGUAUGCAUCACAACAUCAUACUCGUCUGAGCCGACAGUCUCGUGGAUCAGUAACAGCCCUACGAACAAACCGUUCUUCUCAUCGCCGUCCAUUGAUCCUAAAUCUGGAAAUGUUAUAGUCGGCUGUGUUGAUGGAAGCAUUUAUUGUUUCGAAGAAGACGGUGGCAACUUGGUUUGGAGUCACUCUACCGCUGGACCUGUCUUCUCGUCUCCAUGCGUUAGCUCGUUGCUGGAUGUACUUUUCAUCGGUUCGCAUGGAUGUACGGUGACAUGUCUAAACCUGACAACGGGUUUACCCCAAUGGCAAGAACCUCUCCGCACUCCAGCGGCUGUAUACGCUAGCCCGUUCUUAUCAUAUGACGGAGUUGUAGUAGCCAGCAUAGAUGGUUGGAUAGGAAUUGUGAAUCCCCUAACGGGCAAACUGAUUGCUGAGCAUAUGAUUGGUGGAGGCGAGGGUAUUUUUUCGAGCCCUGUAUGCUACGAAAAGUGGAUUGUGGUGGGAGCAAGAAACAACUUUGUAUAUGGAAUAUCGAUUGACUCAUAG